This is a messenger RNA of Cuscuta europaea, 568 nucleotides long. NCBI's taxonomy places the organism in Eukaryota, Viridiplantae, Streptophyta, Magnoliopsida, Solanales, Convolvulaceae. The record is from the annotation of a GenBank genome assembly.
GAAGAACAAGACACUUAACGGUUGACAAGAUGAUGCAGUUUCCAAAAAGCAUCUACUUGGUUCUCCUAUUGAUUCUUGCUACAGUUAACCUUAUGAUUCCUGAAAAUCUCUAUGUAAACGGUGAUAAAACUUGCUAUGUUGAUCCGGUAAAUAAAAAUCUCCCAUGUGAAGGUGCAGUUCCAUUGGGGCAAAUUUGCAUACCCACGUGUAUUAAGCAAUUUGGACCAGGUUCAUCUGGAACGUGUUCGUGGGAUACUCCUGACAAACAUUGUCGUUGUUAUUAUGUAGCACCUACAUGCCCUUAAUUUUUCUUUAUAAGCAAUUGUAAUAAUGUACCCACAUGCCAUUUGGGUUGUUUAAGUAUACAAAGGAAUUUUUUUUCCCCCAUUGUCGCCAAUGAUAAAAGGUGUGUGUUAUGAAUUAGCUCAUCUCGAAUGUGUUCAUGAGAUAUUUCUCAAAAACAUUGUACUUUGUUGUUAGUAUGUAGCACCUACAUGUCCUUAAUGUCUCUGUGCAAGGAAAUUGCUAGAAUGUAUACCACACAACAUUUGGCUUGUUUAGUUUUCCA